Rotaria socialis is the source of this 774-nucleotide messenger RNA. NCBI's taxonomy places the organism in Eukaryota, Metazoa, Rotifera, Eurotatoria, Philodinida, Philodinidae. The record is from the annotation of a GenBank genome assembly.
AUGCAUUCAUCAACAUUUUUUCGUGAUACUUUGAAGACUUCACCAUUUGUUUCAUUGAUGAGCAAGCGUACGUUUGAUGAACCAAAAUCGCCACCAAGUCCUUUAUCACCUGGACAACAAAAACGUGUUCGUUUUCUUGUUGAUAAUAAUAAUGACCUAUCUAUUGAUGAACAUCAAUCAUCGAUCUUAUUUCGACCAGGUGGUGUUGGAGGACGCGGCGGUAAUAUGAGUGGAUUUGACGAAAUGGAAAAUAAUCGUCGAAUAACCUCGAAUAUACUCUUUGGUAAUACAAGUUCUUCUUAUGACUUUGGAUUGAUGACGCAAACUGGUGGUAUUGACCAGCCUAUAGACAAUGUUAGUGUUUCAAAUGAUAAUUUUACUUUCAUUCAAGCCACUCAACGAACUAACCUUGCAAAUGAAAGUGGAAAUGAUGGCACCUGGCUGACAGUGUUUGGAUAUCGUACAAAUGCAGAUGCUCGAAAAUUGAUCGAUGAAUUCAGUCGCUUUGGAGUGAUAGAAAAAUAUAUGAUCGUCGAUGAAUCAAAUAUAUUUCAUGCUAAAUUUGCAACACGUCUUCAAGCCCAACGUGUUCUAACAAAACAUGGUCAUAUCUUUGGUCAAAUAAUGAUUGGUGUACGAUAUUGCAGUGAUAAAGAUAUUAUUGGACUUAAGCCACAAAGCAAUGUUAAUGUUUAUCUUGAAAAUCCUUUUCUCAUAAGACACCGACAUCGUUUAGAUAUUUUACCAUCGGUACCACUAACAGUUCACAAUUGA